Molecule: messenger RNA, 2981 nt
Organism: Varanus komodoensis (Komodo dragon)
Lineage: Eukaryota; Metazoa; Chordata; Lepidosauria; Squamata; Varanidae
Gene: CCHCR1
Product: coiled-coil alpha-helical rod protein 1
Exons: 18
Coding region: 353-2884 (843 amino acids)
Biological process (GO): cell differentiation; protein export from nucleus
Cellular component (GO): centriole
Source: RefSeq, a predicted model, not a curated record
GGCCGGGCUUGCGUAUAAGGGUGGCCACCUUUCUCCCCUGGCGUGCUUCUAACAGUUGCAUGGCAAGCAGAAGAGGCCCCAAAGGAGACGUGUUAGAAAAAGAUUAACCUGCUUGCUUUCCUCAUACCAUGCAAGCUGUGAAAUGGCCAGGAGCCCUGAAGGGGGGAAAGAUGGCCAUCCUAGGUUAGGUAAUGGGGUACUACGGAUGCCGGCUUUCUUUCAUGAAAGAACAGGGUUUGAAGGACUGACCAUGCCUCACCAGUGAAGGGAAGCUUGAGCCAUGCAGCAGGAAUAUAAAAUGAAGGGUUAUUCACUGACAGAAGAAUCAAGCAGUGGAUUGUGACUUGGGACCAUGGACAGAAGGAAAGAUUCGGACAGACAGCUAGAGCCUCCUGCUGCUUUCACGGCCCCAAGGCCAACUGGACCCAGGAAACUGAUCCCACCUUCACAUUUCCAGAGCUGGUCAGCACCUCCUCUGCCAGGACCUGCGGUGGUGCCCUGGAGUGCCGCAGCUCUUCCUCACUUGGAGGCAGCCACACUCAAGCAAGAGAACCAGCGACUGAAGGAUGAGCUCCAUAGGCUGGCCACAAAGGGAGAUCCCACUGAAGAAGCAAGAAACAGAACCAGGUCCCUGGAUCGAGAUGCAGAGCCCUCAAAUGUGUGCCACGCCUUGGCCAUGUCUCAACAGGCUGAGAUCAUCUCCCAUCAACUCCAUGAGAUCCAGCGACUGGAAGCUGAGCUUGCUGCCCUCCGGGUUGCCUCGACCCAGCAGGAGGCAGCAGUGGCGAGUCGGGAAAAUACCCUCUCCCACAUCCAAGGAGAACUGGCAGAGCUCCAGAGCCGGAGUUGGGCAGAGGCUGCUGCCUUGAAAACAGAGCUGGAGGCAGUCAGGAAGAGCAGCAGACUGGAGACUGAGACUCUGAAGGAAGAGCUGGGGGAGCUGAGGAGGAGGAGUCAGUUGGAGGCCGAUACCCUGAAGGAGGAACUUGAGCUGACCAAGGCCAGGCAUAGCCAGGAAGUUAAACUGGCACGGGAAGAGCUGCAGGCAGUGCUUGACAAGGCAGGUGCUGAGCGGAAGCGGCAGGAAGAGCGGGCUCAGGAGAGCCAACAGGUGGCACUCAAGGAGCACCAGGCAGAGUUACAUAGGCUCUCUGAAGUCCAUCAGGCCGAAGUGAAUUCCCUGAAGCAACAGCUCUGUGUGCUCCAAGAAGAACUGAAAGCUCAGCAUAGGGAGGUUUUCGAAUUGAGGGGGAAGAAAGAUGCUCUCCAGAAGCAGCUCAGCACAGCUGAGGCAGAGCUGGCUUUGCAGAAUACUUUGGUGCUGCAGCUGAAGACCUACGUCGGGGAGCAGGAACUGGGGCAGCCCAGCUCUGAGCGGGAGCAGUUGAUAAGCAGAGCGCAGCAACUGGAAGAUGAGAAGGAUGCCUUGAAAAUUACCGCUGAACUACUGCAAAUUCGUCUCACGUCCCUCAGUGAUAUCCUGACCCUACAGGAGACAGAGCUCAGCAAGAAGGUGCAACUGCAAGACCCUCUUCAGCCUGAGUCAUCUCAAAAACUUCAGUGCCUCUUGACCCGCUGGCGGGAGAAAGUCUUUUCUCUCCUGGUACAGCUGAAAUCCCAGGAGAUUCACCACAGGGAUGCCUCCAAACUGCUGGAAAGAAAGGUAAAACAGCUGGAAGAAGACAUGGAGUCCAGAGAACAGAAGGUGGCGCUUUUGCUCCACAGCCUGGAUGACAAGACUGCCGAAGUAAAUGUGGAACGAGUGAGAAACAAGAUGCUGCAGGCAGAGGCACUGCACUUGAAUGAGCUAGCAGAGACUCUGCAUCGAAGGGCCGAAGCUGGUGAAACUGCCCUUCGUGGACUGGUGGACUUUGUCAGCAGGCUAAAAGAACAGCUGGUGGGGCAGGAAGAGGUCUGGAAGGCAGCCUUGUCUCGCCUAGGAGGGCUGGGAAACAGGGUUGCUUUUGCAGCGAAGAGAGUCGACACCAUUCAAGCGUUAGUAUGCCAGAAAAUAGCACUUGCUAAACUUCAGCAAGAGGAGAAACCUUGCACUGUGCGAUCAGACCAGGAGAAGAUUCAGCCAUCUUAUGAGGACCUGCAAACUGAGUUGCAGAUGCUGCAUGAAGAACGAGAUCAACUAUCUUUGGAGCUUAAACGUGGGGCUCAACUCCUGGAGAAGAAGGUGGCUGAAGCAAGAGAAAGAGCGGAGUCAGAGCUUGAGGAAAUGAAGGAGACUGUGCGGAGCCUGCAGGAGGCACUAGAAGCAAAGGCAGCGGUGGAGCAGGCCCUGAGGCGCCAGCAGGAGAGCACAGAGCGGCAGCUGGAGACUGCAGCCCGGGACCUGCGAAUGACGGAGGAGGCGGCGGAGAGUUUGAGGCAGGAAGUGGGGCGGCUAAGAGAGGAGUACGAAAAAGCCCUGCAGGAGAAGGUAACGGAAGUUGAAACACAGCUGCGUGAGGAUCUGUCAGAAAUGGAAAAAAGGCUCAAUGAAGCACGCAGAGAGCACACAAAGGCAGCAGUUGUUGCCCUGCGCCAAGCCGAGCGACAGGCCGCGAGGGACCACACUCGUGCCGAGGAGCUGGCCAAGCUGCAGGAAGCUGCUGCACAGCAGGAAAUGGCACGGCUUGAAGGACGUCUGCAGGAGCUGGAGAGGGACAGGAACCUGUUGAUGGCCACCUUGAGGCAAGAGGGCCUGUUGGCCCAGCAUCGGCAGAAUCGGUUGGCUGCAGUCCAGGGCCCAGCAGAGCCAACUAUGAGGACAGAAACUAAAUCUCCUACUAAAGAGUCCCUGCUGGCUGUGCUGGAUGACCUGCAGGCGCUAGGUGCUGCAAUCUUAGGGGAUGAGGAGGCAGAUAAAGAUGAAGGUGGCAGUGCAGGCACGUAAUGGCAGUUCUUGAAGGCAACCUGACUGGGGGAGGCCAGGACAUGGGAAUAGACAGACUUAUAUUUGUAAAUAAAAAUGAUUCAAGUAAGUACACAAA